Messenger RNA from Plasmopara halstedii, 204 nucleotides. RefSeq lists its product as uncharacterized. The record is from RefSeq and is a predicted model, not a curated record. Bases 1 to 204 code for a protein of 67 amino acids. Lineage: Eukaryota; Oomycota; Peronosporomycetes; Peronosporales; Peronosporaceae. The transcript has 2 exons.
AUGCCCCUCGGUGGAUGGCUGAUUUACGGAGAAGAGCUACGUUGUUUGCGUGACGCAUUAUCUUAUCCAGUCAUCGAGUCGAUUACAGCACCCUUGUCAGCCUCAAAUACCAAGUUAUAUAGAAAAUACGGUGUGUCCGAUUUGCUGCCACUGCAAGCGCAGCCGUCCCUUUUAAUAUUCUGUGGGCAAAAAGCUCUCGCGUAG